CAAAAAACUAGGUUUUACUGUUCUAACUCCUCGUUGCAUCAAUUAUUAAUGUCUGAAUAGAAAAAAUCCAUUAUUAGAAUAUAAAUGGAAGCCUUCUUACUGGAGCUUGUUUUGUGUUUGCUUCUCUUCUUUACUAGAAGACCUUUGGCACUAAACACGAUUACUCCAGGACAAUCCAUAAAAGAUGGUGAAACUCUUGUGUCAGCUGGUGGAAGCUUUGAACUUGGAUUUUUCAGUCCCGGAAGUUCUAAGAGUAGAUAUCUAGGAAUUUGGUACAAGAAAGUAUCAACUGGGACUGUUGUAUGGGUAGCCAACAGGGAAGCUUCUAUUUCUGACACAUCGGGAGUUCUAAGUAUCAAUGACAGAGGGAUUCUUGCAAUUCUGAAUAGCACCCACCAAAGCACUGUUUGGUCUUCCAAUACAUCAGGAAAUGCUCAAGACCCGGUUGCACAACUCCUGGAGUCGGGAAAUUUUGUGGUCAAAGAUAGAAAUGAUAGUAAUCAGGAAAACCUCCUUUGGCAGAGCUUUGAUUAUCCUUCGGAUACAUUUCUACCAGGAAUGAAGAUUGGAAUAAACUUUGUCUCUGGUAUUGAUAGGUAUAUAUCAUCCUGGAAAAGCACAGAAGAUCCUGCACCAGGCCUAUAUUCUAUCAGGUUAGAUCCUCGGGGCUGGCCACAGUUUGUUAUUAAGAAGGGACCUGAAAUAUUGUUCAGAGCAGGAUCAUGGAAUGGUGUUUAUUUUACAGGAAAACCAGUGCUUAAGGCUAAUCCAGUUUAUUCAUAUGAAUUCGUUUACAACAAGAAUGAGGUCUAUUACAAAUAUGAGACUCGAAAUAGUUCGAUCUUUUCAAGGUACUUGUUGAAUCCAUCAGGUCUAGUACAACGAUCCAUAUGGAAUGAGAGAAAAAAUGACUGGGAGAUUUUCUCUACAGCACAAGCAGAUCAGUGCUCCAUUUAUGCCUUUUGUGGAGCAUAUGCUACUUGCAGCGCCAACAAGUCUCCUCCAUGUACAUGCUUGGAAGGUUUCGUACGCAGAUCAGCAUCUCACGGAGAUUCGAAUUCUGUUGAUUGGUCAGAUGGAUGUACUCGAAGGACUCCAUUGCUGUGUGAUGGUGGAGAUAGCUUUCUCAAGCAUACUGGAUUAAAAAUACCAGACACAUCGAAAUGUUGGGCAGACAUUAGAAUUAACCUCAAGGAAUGUGAGAAACUGUGUUUGAAAAAUUGCUCUUGCACUGCCUACGCAAAUUUAGAUAUCAGAGAGGGAGGCCGUGGCUGCUUGCUGUGGUUUGGAGACCUGAUUGACAUCUCAGACUUCGAUGAGGGUGGACAAGACCUUUAUAUCAGGCUGGCCACUUCAGAUCUAGAUCACAUUCAAAGCAAAGGAAAGCUAACGGAAAAGCAAAAGGCAGGAAUCAUAGCUAUCUCUGUCAUAAUAGCCACCGGAAUGAUGAUACUGGCAUUUUUGUUGUAUGUUCGGAAGAAAAAGCUUAGAAAAACAGGUGAACAGAAAAAGGAAGAUUUAGAGUUGCCUGUACUUGAUUUUGCAACCAUAGCCAUGGCAACAAAUAACUUCUCAAGCAACAACAAGCUGGGACAAGGUGGAUUUGGUCCUGUGUACAAGGGUACGUUGAUAGAGGGGCAAGAAAUAGCAGUAAAAAGACUUUCAAAGAAUUCGGGACAAGGAUUGGAAGAGUUCAAGAAUGAAGUAAACUUGAUUGCCAAGCUUCAGCACCGCAAUCUUGUAAAGCUCUUUGGUUGUUGCAUCAGGAGACAGGAAAGGAUGUUAAUCUAUGAGUACAUGCCUAACAAAAGUUUGGACUACUUUAUUUUCGAUCAAACUAGAAGCAAAUUACUAGGCUGGCAUAGCCACAUGCAUAUUGUUGAUGGAAUUGCUAGAGGGCUUCUUUAUCUUCACCAUGACUCUAGAAUGAGGAUCAUCCAUAGAGAUCUCAAAGCAAGCAAUAUUUUACUAGAUAAUAGCAUGAACCCAAAGAUUUCAGAUUUCGGCUUGGCUAGGAUAUUUGGAGUAGAUCAGACUGAGGCCAAUACUAAAAGAGUGGUUGGAACAUACGGUUAUAUGUCACCUGAGUAUGCCAUGGAUGGGCUUUUCUCAAUGAAAUCAGAUGUCUUCAGCUUUGGAGUUUUGGUUUUGGAAAUAGUAACAGGAAAGAGAAACUGGGGAUUUUCCCACCCGGAACGUGACCAUAAUCUUCUCGGACAUGCAUGGAGAUUGUGGGUGGAAGAGAGGCCAUUAGAGCUAAUUGACAAUGCAUUAGGCAACACUUACACUGUAGCUGAAGCGUUAAGAUGCAUCAAUGUAGCUCUCUUAUGUGUGCAACGACGCCCAGAAGACAGACCAAACAUGUCAUUAGUGCUGCUUAUGUUGUGCGGUGAGAGUACAUUGCCUCAACCAAAGCAGCCUGGCUUUUUCAUUGAAAGGAAUCUGCCUUUGGAUGACUCUAUAUCAGCCAAGAAUGAAUCAUACUCAAUACAUGGAUAUAAUAUUACGUCGUUACAGCCACGCUAGAACCGUCACACAUACCAUAAAAAUCUAAGAGGAUUGAUUUCUACGGGUUAAGCACUUCAAAAUUAUAAUUAUUCUAGUUCCUCCUCACUGGUAUGUUGAUACUAUAAGGUUUAAACAAUAUGCUGCUCCUUGAGGUUUUAAGUUAUUUGGCAUUUUAUAUUCUAUCGCUUAAACCAAGAUUAUACUGAACUGAUACAUUUCAUGAAAGUCAUGAGCUAAGAAGUGUAUAAAGGAACUUCUCUAAUUGCUGUAAGAAUAUAUAAAAGUUCACAUCAUGAAUGUUUCAAAGUUCAUUUAAUAGAUUGUCAAAAAACAAAAAACUUGAAUUCAUUGAAAAUGGUAAGGCUUGUGAAGUUUGCGGCUAAUUAUUCCACCUUGGGCAACAUCAACUGGAUUUUUACACAUUCACACUUCUGAUUGUUUUAUUUGAGGAAAUCACUAAUUAGCUGCAUCAAUGGGACUCGUCUAGUAUAUAUAUUGUAACGUUCCAAUCCCAUGGUAUUUUGAGGAUCCACUAUAAUCGAUAUAUCUAGAGACUUAAAUACAUAGUAGUGAGAUAUCUUUUGAAAUUUUUGGGUUAAUAACACCUCAGAAGUUGUUAUGAAUCUCUACAUAU
Molecule: messenger RNA, 3142 nt
Organism: Durio zibethinus
Lineage: Eukaryota; Viridiplantae; Streptophyta; Magnoliopsida; Malvales; Malvaceae
Product: G-type lectin S-receptor-like serine/threonine-protein kinase At4g27290
Biological process (GO): protein phosphorylation; recognition of pollen
Molecular function (GO): protein serine/threonine kinase activity; ATP binding
Source: RefSeq, a predicted model, not a curated record